Molecule: messenger RNA, 3205 nt
Organism: Thunnus maccoyii (southern bluefin tuna)
Lineage: Eukaryota; Metazoa; Chordata; Actinopteri; Scombriformes; Scombridae
Gene: cog5
Product: component of oligomeric golgi complex 5
Exons: 22
Coding region: 14-2461 (815 amino acids)
Biological process (GO): intra-Golgi vesicle-mediated transport
Cellular component (GO): COG complex
Source: RefSeq, a predicted model, not a curated record
CGGAAGUAUCAACAUGGAGGACAGCAGAAAAGCUUCCACGAAUUCACUUCUGAAAGAUGAGUGCUAUGCUGAUUUCCUGGCAGAGGACUUUGAUGUGAAGACAUACACUGCCCAGGCUAUUCACCAUGCUGUCAUCGCUGAGCAGCUGGCCAAGCUGGCACAAGGCAUUAGUCAGCUGGACAAGGAGCUGCACAGCCAGGUGGUGGCCAGACAUGAAGACUUACUGGCUCAGGCGACUGGAAUAGAGUCUCUUGAAGGGGUCCUCCAGAUGAUGCAGACAAGGAUCAGUGCUCUACAGGCGGCUGUUGACAGGAUAAGGACCAAGAUUGUUGAUCCGUACAACAAGAUUGUUGCCAGGAUCACCCAGCUUGCCAGACUGCAGGUGGCCUGUGACCUUUUGCGGAGGAUCAUUCGUAUCUUGUACUUGAGCAAGAGGCUCCAGGUUCAGCUACAGGGGGGCAGCAGGGAGAUCACCAAGGCUGCCCAGAGCCUCAACGAACUAGACUAUCUGUCUCAAGGUGUGGAUCUGAGUGGCAUCGAGGUGAUUGAGAAUGACUUGCUGCUGAUCAGCAGAGCCAGGCUGGAGGUGGAGAACCAGGCCAAGAGGCUACUGGAGCAGGGCAUGGAGAUCCAGAAUCCAACUCAGGUUGGCACGGCCCUGCAGGUCUUCUACAACCUGGGCAGUCUGAGAGAAACAAUCAGCUCUGUAGUGGGGGGUUACCGCACCACCAUACAGGACAACAUCACCAGUGCCCUGGACAUUAAAGGUCUAACACAGCCGGCCAACCCCAGAGGUGCCCCCGGCAGAGCAGUGCUGCCAACACCAGGGAACACCGCAGCUUUCCGUGCUGCUCUGUGGACAAACCUGGAGAAACUGAUGGACCAGAUAUGUGCUGCAUGCAAACAGGUGCAGCAUCUGCAGAAGGUCCUGGUGAAGAAGAGGGACCCUGUCACUCAUGUGUGCUUCAUCGAUGAGAUCAUCAAGGAUGGUCAGCCUGAUAUCCUCUACACCUUCUGGACUGAUGUAACCAACACACUUAGUGAGGAGUUUCACAGAGCAACUGAAGCCUCGUCCUUCCUGAAGCAAGCGUUUGAAGGAGAGUAUCCUAAACUGUUGCGGCUGUAUAACGAGCUGUGGCGGCGCCUGCAGCAGUACAGCGCCAGCCUGCAGGGGGCACUGACAAGCAGCGGAGGGAUGGACGCCACUCUGGACAUUACCGCCACUGAGACAGACAGCCAGGACCUCUUCACGCAUGGCAAACAAGACUACAACCCGGAAAAGGCUCUAAAGGACUCUCUGCAGCCGUACGAAGCAGCAUACCUCUCCAAAUCCCUCUCUCGCCUGUUUGAUCCCAUCAACCUGGUGUUUCCCAUGGGGGGCCGUAACCCGCCCUCCAACGACGAGCUGGACAGUAUCAUCAAGACCAUAAGCAGUGAACUGAAUGUAGCAUCAGUGGAUCCAAACCUCUCUCUGGCUGUGGCCAAGAAUGCUGCCAAGACCGUCCAACUCUUCUGUGUCAAGUCUGAACAGCUGUUGUGUACUCAGGGUGAUGCCAGUCAGGUGAUUGGUCCAUUAACAGAAGGCCAGAGGAGGAACGUUUCUGUGGUCAACUCCCUCUACCGUCUGCAGCAGGCUGUCACCAAGAUUAUUUCAGGUUUGGGAUCGUGUCCACCGGCUGCUGCGGAGGCCCUCUCUUCUUCUUUGGAGGGAGUGCAGGCCCUGAUGAGCAGCGCGGUACAGCCUCUGCUGCAGUCAGUGACUGACUCCAUCGAGGCCAUCAUCAUCACAUUACACCAGGAAGACUUCUCAGGGCCGUUGUCCAGCCCUGAUAAGCCUGACGUUCCCUGCUCGCUCUACAUGAAGGAACUACAGGGUUUCAUCUCCAGAGUGAUGGCCGACUACUUCAGACCCUUCCAAUGCGUGGACUUCAUCUACGAGAGCACCGAGUCCAUCGCUCAGAGAGCCAUCGAGCUGUUCAUACGCCACGCCAGUCUGCUGCGCCCGCUGGGCGAGGGCGGCAAGAUGAGGCUGGCAGCUGACUUUGCACAGAUGGAGAUGGCAGUGGCUCCUCUCUGCAGAAGAGUGUCUGAUUUGGGGAAACCGUACAGAAUGCUGCGUUCUUUCAGGCCUCUGCUGUUUCAGACCAGCGAGCUGAUAGCCAGCAGUCCAGCUGUGGGUGACCUGAUCCCCUACAGCACCCUGCUGCACUUCUUCUUCACCAGAGCUCCGUCUGAACUCAAGUCACCUCACCAGAGAGCAGAGUGGUCCAUCGCUCGUUACUCCCAGUGGCUUGAUGAUCAUCCCUCUGAGAGAGACCGGCUCUCCCUCAUCAGGGGGGCUCUGGAGGCCUACGUGCAGUCGGUGAGGGCUCGGCAGGGAAAGGAGUUCGCACCCAUCUAUCCCAUCAUGCUCCAGCUGUUGCAGAGAGCCACCAGUGGUUCACAGGAGGCCAGAGCCUGAGGAGCAGCGCAGCAUUUACCUGACUGCAGAGUGAAGCUCUGUCAGAGCUACUGUGAGGAGGGUACGAGAAGGCAGAGGAUGCUGUUUGUUGGGAUCGGGUCUAGCUGUAUGCACACUACUUCAAGCUUCCUCUGGAUAUACGUAUUUAUUACUCUAACAACUAGAACUGUAAUUUUUUACCGUUUUGACUGAAUCAAAUGACUGUUGCGUAGGGAUGCAUGGGAUAUUUCAUUUUGCUCUUUUUACUUCUGAUUCUAAUAACAGACAGCGGCACUCUUCAUCGAACCAAAAAUGUAAGUUAUUUGCUCCAAAUGUUAUCUUGCAGGACCAAAUCUGAUCAAAAGUUGUCUCUUAGAGAAAACUAACUGUAACAAAUAUAAUUCCAGAAUUAUGAAAAGGCAUCUGUAAAGACAGCUGUAAAAAUGUAAUGACUGAUGUAAUGGUGUACAUACUGUAGUGGUAACACUUUACUUCAAGGCCCCCUAUAUAGUAGAUAUAAGGACAUUUUAACUGUUUAUUAAGGUUCAGUAUUUGUCAACAAUUCUAACUUCUCCUAUGAAGACAUGUUAUAUUAGGACUGUAUUAUUAUAUUGUCAUUCAUUAUCUGUUUAUACAGCAGCCUUCACUUAUCAGUUCCACAGGAGGAGUUCUAAUUGUCGACUAAAACAUCAACUCUUACAACUUACUAAAUGUGUCUGUGGGGAGUGAAUAAGUGACUCUUGGGAAAUAAAUGGAGAAAUAUUU